UUAUGAGGUCUAAUACAAAGGCUCCUAGUGAUAGCACACUGCACUUGGGUGAAGUAAUGUGUGGAUCCCUAACUCUGAAUGGUAUACAUGGUUUCAUAAAUUUAGAUUCUUGUUUCAGAGGUCAACAUAUCUGGCAACAAUGGGUUUUCUUUGCCAAGAUAAAGAUGUAUCUUAUGACUUACAUGUGCAAGAGUCAAGACUCAAGAGUGAGAGAGUCCACAUGUAACGGGCAUCAUGGUUAUCGAAGGUUGAUGAUCUAACAAUAUGCGUGAGCUUUCUUUAUCGAAACGGAAGAAGUAUCAUUUUGCUAGUCUCUGCUUUCUUUGUCUUACUAUCACCUAGUCACCUUCCUGGCAUUUACCACUCUCAAGUUGAUAGGCUGAUAGAUAGUGAUGCAUCAGGAUCCAUUCCACCAGUCGAGCCACAUGGUAUUGAAAUAUUGCCCUCCGUUCACGCUUCACUGUCUAUCUUAACUAUUGACAAAGAAGGAAAUGGAACAGCGGUUCACCUAUUUCAACCGCGAUGUUAGUUUUUGUAGUUCACUGAAUUUUCCUCCAUCUUCUCCACCCAAUCUUAUCGCCAGCUUACCAGUGCAAUAUCUAUGGAUAUUGUGGUGCAUACGGCUACUGCGACAACACAGAGGCAAUUCCCACAUGCAAGUGCCUUGAUGGAUUUGACCCUAGUGACAAAACAAAGUGGGUCAGAGGCAAUUUUUCUCAUGGUUGCCGGAGAAAGGAAGAACUGCAGUGUGGUGGAGAGGACAAUUUCUUGACCUUGCCAGCAAUGAAGGUGCCAGACAAAUUUGUACGCCUGUGGAACAAAAGCUAUGAUGACUGCUAAGUGGAGUGCAGCAAAAAUUGCUCAUGUGUAGCAUAUGCUUAUGCUAAUCUAAGCACCAGCAACAUUGAUGGGGAUGCAACAAGGUGCCUGAUGUGGACCGGGGAGCUGAUUGAUGUGGAGAAGGGUCGCACCAUCGGCUAUGAGAACCUGUAUCUCCGCCUUGCUGCCUUGUCAAGCAAAGGGCGAAAGAGCAUCGUAAUAAAAGUUAUACCAGCAAUUUCAGCAAGUGUGUUGCUGAUACUUCUAUUGGCAUGCCUUGUAUGGUUCCGCAAGCUUAAAGGCAAACAUGACAAGGAAGGAAGAUCAAAGAGACUGAUAAUGGGGGGUUUGCGCAUUAGUGAUGGACUUGGAGAGGAAACUCAUGAACUUCCAUUUAUUAGCUUCGAGGAAAUAGUUGCUGCAACAAACAACUUCUCUAUGUCCAAUUUACUUGGAGAAGGCGGCUUUGGCAAAGUUUACAAGGGGCUCUUACGUGGCAACAAAGAAGUUGCUGUUAAAAGGCUGAGUAGAGGUUCUGGGCAGGGGGCAAUAGAGUUCAGUAAUGAAGUAGUUGUGAUUGCUAAACUGCAACACAAGAACCUUGUAAGGCUUGUCUGUUAUUGUGUGCAGGGUGAUGAAAAGCUACUUAUUUAUGAGUAUCAACCAAACAAAAGCCUUGACACCUUCCUUUUGAAUUCUGAAAAGAAGUCAAUGCUCCACUGGCCGACACGAUUCAAUAUAAUAAAAGGAGUGGCUAGGGGGCUACUCUAUCUCCAUCAAGAUUCAAGACUGAUGAUAAUUCAUAGGGAUCUGAAAACAAGCAACAUUUUGCUAGAUGGAGAUAUGAAUCCCAAGAUAUCUGAUUUUGGCAUGGCAAGAAUCUUUGGUGGAGAUGAGCAACAGGCGAACACUAACCGAGUUGUCGGAACAUACGGUUAUAUGUCUCCAGAAUAUGCAAUGGAAGGCCUCUUUUCUGUUAAGUCUGAUGUCUAUAGCUUUGGAGUGUUGCUCUUGGAAACUGUAAGUGGUCUAAGGAUUAGCUCAACCGAGAACAUCAAGGAGUUCCCCAACCUUAUAAUAUAUGCAUGGAGUCUAUGGAAGGAAGGGUUAGCAAUGGAUUUGGUGGAUCCUUCAGUUCCAGAGGGCUGCUCGAAUGAAGACGUUUUGUGUUGCAUCCAUGUUGGGCUCUUGUGUGUUCAGGAUGAUCCGGAUGCCAGACCACUCAUGUCAACCGUUGUAUCAACCUUGGAGAGUAGAAGCACACCACUUGCAAGGCCUGAUAAGCCACUGUAUUUUUCUCAGAGAAAUAAGGCAGCAAAGAGAGCAGACUACGGUGAGGACUCUGUGGAUAUGGAAGCCCUUACAGUACUGGAGGGGCGAUAGGGUCUCAAAGUUUUCAAGUUCCACCCAUGCACUGUUUCCUGUUCUCCCAAGCUUGCAUUGAGAUGAUUUUGCAGCACUCUUUCAAAGCCAAAGCUUCCAAAAGUUGUGAUUUCACCCCCUCAGUUCAAAGAUGAAGUCCGCCGGGAGGACAAGGUUAUGGUCAACUUUGAUGCUGCCGUCUUCUUACAAUCUGAAUGUAUUGGUGCUGGUGUUGUUCUGUUGUGUCCCCGUGAUCACUGGUAUGUUCCUGAACGCUCACCAUCGCUUCUAGGAGAAGGUUUGCCAUCCUGAACCCGCUGAAGCAAUGGCCACUUGAUAUACUUUAUCCUGUUCUCUUGCUGAUGGUAUUCAGAGCUUCUGAUUGUUCUUCUCUGGUGGCUAAGCUGAAUGCCUCCAAAAGCUGAUCGGUCGUCUACUGGUACUACAUCAAGCUGUUAGCAUUGAAGUUUGUUUCAGUUUCCAUAUUCAUGUUAGUUGAGUCUGUAAUAGGGCGGCUACUGCUAUCAUGCGAUCGGCGGAGCAUGUCGUCGUAGGUGCUUGGUAUGUUGAAGCUCCGGAUUUCAUCCGAGCUCUGCUUUGUAAUGAACUUGUUGUGAUUAAAUCAAUGAAGCGCCGCCCAUUACCUAAAAAAAA
Triticum urartu is the source of this 2835-nucleotide messenger RNA. The record is from RefSeq and is a predicted model, not a curated record. Lineage: Eukaryota; Viridiplantae; Streptophyta; Magnoliopsida; Poales; Poaceae.